This is a messenger RNA of Spodoptera frugiperda (fall armyworm), 3339 nucleotides long. RefSeq names its product G-protein coupled receptor Mth2-like. The record is from RefSeq and is a predicted model, not a curated record. Lineage: Eukaryota; Metazoa; Arthropoda; Insecta; Lepidoptera; Noctuidae. Gene Ontology annotation, biological process: cell surface receptor signaling pathway; G protein-coupled receptor signaling pathway. Gene Ontology annotation, cellular component: membrane. The transcript has 9 exons. The coding region runs from base 178 to 1806 and encodes 542 amino acids. Gene Ontology annotation, molecular function: G protein-coupled receptor activity.
UGCAUGCAUAUUAGCCACACCGACAAGCAAGUUCGAGUCGUCACCGCGCCGACUAGACCGCUUUUAAAAUAAAAUCGCGACUGACUCUCGAGAGUAUUUCCAUUAAAUACAUGUCUAUAUUAUUAGUAGUUUAAGAACGGACAAACUGUGUGGGUGUGCGAAAUCGAAUUUAACAGUAUGAACGCGAUUUGGCUAUCGUUAGCGAUAAUAUUUGCAAUUACUAUCGGGACACAAUGUGAACAACCACCUUGUAAUUAUUUUGCUACGGCCGAAUUAAAUAAUGGAACGUAUCUUGGACACACAUUUAAUAAAAGCGAAUUGUAUAUUGGUGAAAAUGGUGAAGAGAGGGCUUGUGUAUGUCUCAACGGACGUCGAUGCAUUAGAAAAUGUUGUCCUUUCGGCUUGUACUAUAAUCUAACAACGAAGGAAUGUGUUGAAUUUACUAGUCCUAAUUAUACUGACCCAUUGGUGGCUUAUCAAGAUGAUGUUCAAGCAAAUUAUGUUUUUUUAUUUGGAAGAAUGACCUGUGAUCCGGAGAAAGAGCGAAGAUAUCUAAUGUAUCCAAAUAUCCCGGAUUUUAAUUUGACUAAGGAUGGAAUGCUGUAUUUGAAUGUAGAUGAUCCGCCCCGGACGUUUACUUAUGAUGCGAGCAAAUACUGUAUCGACACGUUCGUCUCGGACACUGAGGGCCCACACCUCAAUGCCCUCUACUGCUACGUCCUCACGAAGGAAAAUGACAACAAGUAUAUUAUGAGCAGUAGUUGUAUGCUGAUAUCCUGUUUCUUCAUUCUCCUGACGGUGGCAGUCUACGGAGGUUUGCCAGAACUGAGGAACCUUCAUGGCAUGGUGCUGAUUGCACACCUACUCUGUUUAUUCGUCGGUUUCCUCAUCCUUGCCACCAUGCAGAUCCUCAUCCUAUUCGAAGAGAUGACUCAAGAAAUGUGCGUCGUUCUAACUUUCUUCGUGUACUUCUUCCUUCUGGCAGCAUUCUUCUGGCUAAAUGUGAUGUGCUACGACAUCCGAUGGACGUUCAGCUUGGGUGUACGGUAUCAAUCGUUAGCCUCGCGAUCCAGUAUUGGAACCUCUGGCGACGGCCAUCGGGUAUCCUGUGGAAUUUCUGAUGAAUUGGAUAUCUGGAUGUUCGACCCUGCCCGGCUGGAGAUGCCUAACACAUUGGGUUGCAAACGAGGUCGUGGCGGCAAUGGUUCACAAAACAAGAAGUUUGGCUAUUAUUCCAUCUAUGCUUUUGGAGGACCAACGAUCCUGACCAUUCUUUUGGCAGCACUCGAAUUCUCGAAUUUUCAUCCGAAUGGUCUAAUUAUGCCUAAUCUUAGGACACAAGGCUGUUUCUUAACCGGAUCCAGCAAAAUAUUGUACUUUUAUGGACCGAUUUUUAUCCUCUGUGUCGCAAAUCUGAUAUUCUUCACUAUGACUGCCAUGAGAAUAGCGAAAUCUAAAAAAGAAUCCAAAAUGUUGCGAGGCAGUGAGAGUUCCACACACGAUGCGAACAGAAAGCAUACUCAAAGGUUCACUGUCUACGUCAAGUUGUUCAUUGUCAUGGGCAUCAGCUGGAUGUUAGAAGUGAUCAGCUACUUGGUCCCUCAGGCUGACGCGGUUUGGUGGGUGACUGACGCUUACAACGUACUCAUCGGCCUAAUCAUCUUCAUUAUCUUCGUCUGCAAGAAGAAUACUUGGAUCAUGAUCAAGAAGAGGUUUAACGCAGAUAGCACAUUAAGCUUGAAAACCGUUGGGACAACGGAUGGAGAUAGGAGUUUAAGAAAGAAAGAUUCUGCUAAUAUAAAUUAGUCAGUAGUCAUUCGAACAGAAGAACAGAGUAGAAGAUAACAACAAGAAUCUCCUGUACUGACAGAAGGAACCAGAUAAUUAUAAGACAAUAAUAAUAAUUAUGUAAUUUUUAUUUUUCCACCAUAUAAGUACAGAAUUAUGUCUCAAACCUAAGUAUAUGUUAUAAAUAUAGGGUGACUGGUAAUUAGUGAACGAUAUUUAAACACAUGAUUGUACUCGCGAUUACAAACAAAAUUCCCAAAGAAACUUUUUUUUUGUAUAUUCGUUUACCACACAUUCUCACAGAUCAGCUAUUACAUCUUCGUAGCAUAGCUACAUAGCACAUGUGGUGGAAAAGCACCCUUAGCCUCGAGGUAUUAAAAACUUGUUUAAUUGUAACUAUUCGAUCAGAAAUAAUAUUUUAUUAACAUAAGGUCUUUUAAUAUUAAAAGAAAAACACAAUCGUGUAUAUAUUUUUUAAUAUUCGAUUCUAUUGCUCUUCGCUCGCUCACGGCAUGUAGAUAUUCAUAUCACAAUCUUUGAAUGCCAGAUGGUUCGUGUAUGAUCUAUAACAUAUGUGUGUACAGUAUACACACUUCUGCACAUCAAGCUAAGCAAAACCAGUAUAAAAUGACCGCCGAAUCUGUGGAAAGUUCAUACAAUGCGAGAUCAUGAUAAACUGGUUCUGUAUAGCUCAGUGUUGUCGGUAGCAAUAUGGAGAAAGUGUAGGUGUAUUGGUAUUACAAAUCUUUUUAAUGUCAACGUAUUUGGACGUGGAAAGUGUAAGAGACAUGUUUCGACACGAAUGGGCUGGCUCGACCGGAGUGGUGCCAUGGCCUUACAGAAAAUGGGAAUGAAAAAACACGGAGUUGUGUUUCGUUGCUUGAGUGAAUUUAAUGGAGACCGGAUUUUUCUCCUCCCUACUCCAUUUUUUUUUCAGGGGGGAAAGUCAUCCAAUGACAUGUCACCCAGGCGAGAGGGAGUGUCAGACUUUUACUGACUGUAAACGUUUCUACGCCUGUUUGUCGAGUCGGAGCCCCGAUAAUCCGCUAGGUAGUCCGCAGCUCCGGAUCUCCCUACUUCCUAAUUCCCCAAUCCUCAAAUACAUAACCCUAAAAGGUAAAAAAUGCAUUCAUAACUCCUCUGGUGUAUCCAUGAGCGACGCGUGUUGCUUACCAUCAGGUGAUCCGUCCUUAAGUUUGGCAGUCUAACUAUACUAUAAAAAUACUAAAAAACUAAAAUGUUUACUCCAAAAAUACUUCAACUAAAAUAAAGUGUAAAAUAAUUCAUUUUAAACUCAAUUGUGAGCGACUUAAAGUAGAAAUUUGCAUUUUAUUCAAAAAUUAACUGGCUAUAACUUCAUUAUUGUUAAUUUGAGGAAAGGUAGGGCUGUACUGUUCUUCGUUUUUAAGUUUUUUUCUUUUUCUUUUAUUGGAGUAAAAAACUUUUGCUGUGUAUUUAAAUAUUGAAAAAUCAUAAACUCAUAUAAAAAUAUAUAAAUAAUAAACAGAAAUUGUCAUGUUUAUUUUAAAAUAAAUGUUACUUUGGCUCUUA